AUGCCUCCAGCAAUACCAGGCAAGCCGAUAGACAGCGACAUAGAACAUACACUACGACAGCACGUCGCCUUCUUAUGCAAUACCCUACCUCACAAGUUUCCGGGAAGUCAGCCGGUCAGCUUCGGAUCCCACCAUCUGCAGGCACUGCAGAGAGAAGACUACUGGGUAUGCGAGAAAUCAGACGGCAUCCGCCUCCUCCUCUUCAUCGUCAUCAACCCUCGAGGCAACGUGCAAGAAGUCUACCUUAUCGACAGACAUAACAAGUACUAUGAGCAAGAUGGUCUUGUGUUCCCCCAUUUUACGGACCCGAUAAGAAGCCUCCGAGAUACGCUACUUGAUUGCGAGCUCGUGGAGGAUACAGAUCCGCGGACUGGGAUGAAAACCCUCCGUCUGCUGAUAUUCGACUGCCUCAUCGCCGACAGCGAAAAUAUCAUGGACCGUCCACUAACAAAACGAUACGGAAGGAUCCGCGACCGGGUGUACAAGCCGUUCAGCGCAAUGUUAACCAAGUUCCCGGAAUUCCGGAAGCAGCUUCCAUUUCAAAUAGCAGUAAAAGAGAUGAAACCCUCGUACCACGUCGCCUCUGUCCUCUCCUCCCUCCCUACAUUACAACAUACCUCCGACGGGCUAAUCUUCACACCAGUAACGACCUUUUACGUCCCCGGCACCGACUCUAACCUGCUAAAAUGGAAGCCCAAAGCAGACAACUCGAUCGACCUCCUCCUCCUCCUACACUUUCCGUCUUCCACCCGCCCCUCAGAACCGGACCUCGCUGCCCUACCCCGUGCGGCAUUGUAUACCUGGCUCGGUGGUUCCCAGUACGCGUUCUUCGACCUCCUCGCCCUCUCCCCCUCAACAUGGGAGAAAUGGAAGGCCUCUGGGGAGUCAUACCACGGCCGGGUGGUAGAAGUAGCCUGGGAGGAGAAAACUGAGGAGUGGAGGGUGCUUAGGUUCAGAGAUGAUAAGCCUAAUGCGAACCAUGUGAGUGUUGUGGAGAAGGUCUUGGAGAGUAUAAGGGACGGGGUAGAACCGGAGGAGGUACGCAGCUCGCUAUCCUUUCUUGCGAAGCGCUCAUACUUCGUAGCUCGUACGAGCAGCACCAGCGAUCCGCGCAGCCUGGAAAGAACGAGAAGACGCCCAAAAACGGCAGGAACAACAGCAACCACAGCAGCAGGAGAAACUCAUCAAAUUAAUGUGGGGUAUCAUGCCCCGUGCGGGUAG
This is a messenger RNA of Dacryopinax primogenitus, 1221 nucleotides long. Its product is annotated as mRNA guanylyltransferase. Lineage: Eukaryota; Fungi; Basidiomycota; Dacrymycetes; Dacrymycetales; Dacrymycetaceae. Gene Ontology annotation, molecular function: ATP binding; mRNA guanylyltransferase activity. Gene Ontology annotation, cellular component: mRNA capping enzyme complex. Gene Ontology annotation, biological process: 7-methylguanosine mRNA capping. The transcript has 7 exons. The coding region runs from base 1 to 1221 and encodes 406 amino acids. The record is from RefSeq and is a predicted model, not a curated record.